Nerophis lumbriciformis (worm pipefish) is the source of this 1754-nucleotide messenger RNA. It is a transcript of the gene mfsd6l, whose product is annotated as major facilitator superfamily domain containing 6-like. Gene Ontology annotation, cellular component: membrane. The record is from RefSeq and is a predicted model, not a curated record. NCBI's taxonomy places the organism in Eukaryota, Metazoa, Chordata, Actinopteri, Syngnathiformes, Syngnathidae.
UUUAACAGGUGAAAGAUGGAAUAAGUUGGCGAUGCUGAAGCGUCGAGGUGGAAAACUUUAUUAAACAACUAAAUAUAAUAAACAACAACAACUGGCUGGAAGGAGGUUAAAGUUCUCCAUGUGAAGACCGUCCGAGGGGAAGUCGGCCAUGAUGGCGAGCAGGCAGAUCAACGUCAAGCGGGCCCUCGGUCUCGCCAACGCCUUCAACUUCCUGCACUCCUGCGCCACUUCCUGCCUGCUGCCCUUCCUGACGCUCUACUUCCGCCAGCUGGGCCUGGCUCCUGAAAUGACGGGCGUGGUCAUGGGCGCCAAGCACCUGGUGUCGCUGGCGUGGCGCCCGCUGGCCAGCCUGAUGGCGAGGUUCUACGACAAGAGGCGGGCGGUGAUAAACGGCUCGGUGGCGUGUUCCGCCGCCGUCGCCCUGAUCCUGCUUCUCUUCCCGCCCGUCGACCCGCGCGCGCAAUCCAGCACGUGCGGCAACGUGUCCCGUCCCGUGGUCCCAGCGAACGCCACCCGCGGCGCGGUAACGUGGCAGCUUCCUGUCGGAGGCGGGAACAGCACCUUGGCGAGGAACAGGAGGUCCGAGGAGGACUUCCUGGUGAUGGACGUCCAGCACCAGCUCUUCUUCCUGGUGCUCAUCACCGUGUGCGUGUGGGAGCUGGUGGCGGCGCCGCUGGACUGGACGGCGGACGACGGCCUCUACGACUACUUGGACUUCGCCGACGCCUCCGACCACUACAGCAGCACGGGGGCGUGGCCUCUCCUCGGGGCGGCGUGUGGCGCGGCAGGCGCGGGGCUGCUGGUCAGCCGGUUGGACUGCGUCCUCUCCGGGCGAACCCACCGCAGCACCGCCCACUUCCUCUGCUACGCCGGCGUGUCCGCGCUGGCCUUGCCGCUGGCCGCCGUCCUGCCGCUCCGCUUGAACAAAGAGCGCGGGAAAGCGCUGCUGAAAGCGGUGCGGUUGGUGCGCGGCUCCAGGCGGGCCAUGCUGUGCGCCGUCACCGCGGCGCUGGCGGGAAUGGCGUGCUCGGCGGUGGACGACUUCCUGCCGUGGCAGAUGCAGGAUCACGGCAGCACGGAGCUGCACAUGGGGGCGUGUCUUGGCGCGGCGUGGCUCUCGCAGGCCGCCUUCCCUUUACUGGCCGGCAGGGUAUCCAGGCUUCUCACGCCGGCGAAGGUUCUCCCGCUGGCGGCGGCCGUUCUGGCGUCCCAGUGUUUCUAUUACUCCUUCCUAUGGGGGGCGUGGGCCGCGCUGCCCGCCCAGCUGCUCGGCUGCUUCGGCCGCGGCGCCCUCUGGUGGGCGGUGAGGGCGCAGGGCGACGACGUGGCCACGCCGGGAGCGGAGAGAAGCGUGAAGAUGCUCUACGAGGCGCUCUCCCGGGACUUGGGGGGCGCGCUCGGAAGCUUCGCCGGAGGCUUCGUGGUCCGCCGGUGUGGACUGGCGUGGCUCUUCAGGGGCGCGGCGGCGACUCUGGCGGUGUGGUGUGUGUGCUUGCCUCUGCUGCAGUGGAACAGUCCCCGCCAGCACAGGAUCAACUACUCCCGCCUUUUGGCGGCGGACGCCAGCGACGCCAGCGACACAGACUCCGAACAGGAGAGAGACUGGCUUGAUAGAGCGAUGGCGGACGACCGCAGGGAGAACAAAAACUAUGGAAGGAGGCGACGUGACUAACCUCAGCAAAAGGAAAACAUCAGAAUAUAGAAAUAAUGUAUCGAAGGGUGGGCGAUAUCGCCUAAAAUCAAAAAAUAUAUAA